AAAACUCUACACUAAUCAAUUUUAUUACUGGAAUGAUGAAUCCAAUGUGCAUACCAUUCAGUGACUGUGAUUAUUAUCAACAAGAAUAUUUUGAUGUAAGAAAUUUACCUGUAUCCUGUCAAGAUAAACAAUCAUAUAAUAAGUCCAAUGCAAAUAGACAAUUUAAUAAUCCCUGUAAUACAACAAAUGGAAAAUUGAAUAGACCUGUAUCACAAAGAAGACGAUUUUUUUCUGUUGAAAAUAAUAAACAACCAGUUGAUGGAACACAUCAAAUUAUACAAUGUAAUCAAUCUGGAUGGUACCAAACUAAUUAUAAUACACGGAAUCAAUCAUUAGAGUCACGCUUAGCAGUCGAUAAACCGUUGAUAACAUACAAUGAAAGCGAUAUUCGAGUACGAAAGCGCAGACGAUACCAUAAAAAUCGUCAUGGAUCACAUCGAUUAUACAUGUCUCACAAUAAUAGAAGAUUUCUUUCACCCAAUCCCCUAGUAACUCCUUUAGGUUUAAUGAAAGAAUUACCUUUCUCUAGAAUACAUGAUGCCACUUUUCAUAGAUUAUUUCCUACUAUGAUGAAAAAAGUUAUGCGAGAUCGUAAAGAACGUAGACAAGCAGCAAAAGAACUACCAUAUGCUAAUUAUCCAGAUAACAAACUUCAAGAUUUAUUUUCAAUCAGUCAACCAUCAAAUGAUACAACAGUUAAAGAUCCAAGGACAACUUCACCAUGGAAAUGGGGUCAGAUGAAACAGGAAUACAUGAUCCAUUCUAAAGGAUAUUUACUAAAAGAAGAUAACGUUAUGAAUGAAGAACACGAAACAGAAAAAUGUACAAAUAUAAGAGAAAGAGAUGAUUCAGAGCAAUUCACUAGUAAAUAUGAAUACCCUGAUAGAAAUAACUACAGGACAAUGGCAACCCCGAUCUUAGAGGAAUUUCUAACACCCGGUGAAACGGAAGAAAAACAACACUCAAACUAUUCUGACGAAAAUGAACCUGAGAAUUCUGUUUUUAAAGUCAGUGAAAAAUUAGAAGAAACAUUGUCCUUUAGUCACAUAAACCAAGAGAUUAAACAGAAUUCGAAAAAAAUUCAUUUAUCAGUUGACAAUGAAGUAUCACAUUCAGACGGUUUCGCAUCACACCUACCUAACAAUAAAGAUAUUCAUUGUUGUGAAUAUCAAGAACAAGCCACUUGUGAAUCAUGGAGGACUGAUCCCUGUACUGAAUCACAGACAAAAAGUUAUUUAGAUGAACAAAGAUUUAGUAAGCUUCAUAAGCCAAGUCCAAUUUUAGAGCAAAAAGAUAUACUCAGUGAUUACCAUCCAGAACCUCAAACAGACGCAACAAUUCCACCACCACAGGCCACAGCUAGUUUAUUUCAAUCAGCAUCAGGAGGUCAGUUAACUGGGCUUUUAACGUGUAAAGCUUGUUCACAACCAGCAUAUCUAGCAGAACGCUUUGAAGCGGAUGGCACUGUCUAUCAUACAAGUUGUUUCAAAUGCUAUAGUUGUUUAUGCAUGCUACAAAGAGGAACAUGGAAUCAAAGAGGUUCUAAAUACUAUUGCAAUCCAUGCCACCGUCGAAUAGCAUUACAAACAUUGAGACAUUAGAAAUUGAAGAAACAACCGACAAAUGUGUAACUUAUAAUGGCAUACAAAAAUUUUUUGCAAAACAGAUGAACAUCAACUGUAUUACCAUUCUAAAAGUUUUCAAACAAAAAUAAUUUGAUAUUGAAUUCUAAAAAAAAAGUAACGUUGAAAAUGUAAUACAGGCGCACUAUUGUUUCAUUUAAUUUCUCAAGUUCUUCAAUAUGAACCGAUUUAUUUUUAUUAAAUCAUUUUUCUUUUG
Messenger RNA from Heterobilharzia americana, 1839 nucleotides. Lineage: Eukaryota; Metazoa; Platyhelminthes; Trematoda; Strigeidida; Schistosomatidae. The record is from the annotation of a GenBank genome assembly.